This is a messenger RNA of Schistosoma spindalis, 3708 nucleotides long. NCBI's taxonomy places the organism in Eukaryota, Metazoa, Platyhelminthes, Trematoda, Strigeidida, Schistosomatidae. The record is from the annotation of a GenBank genome assembly.
CUAGAACAUAACUUACUUCUAGGCUGAACAUGGCAAAAAUAUAAUUUAUAGACAAACUAUUCAGAUUGACGAUAAGAGCUUUUCAAGACCCAGGUCUUGGAUUUCAGCGCGAAGUUCUUAAAGCAUUUAGCUAAAUAUCGUUUUGGUAUUUUAACUGAUGUUAGUUCGUAACGAAAACCGUCAAUCUAGUCUCUAUUCUUAACCAUCAACUGUAAAUCUUAAUCCUUAUCCCUCACACUGGUGUAAAAACCUGAUUUAGUCCUAGUCGUUUGGUGGACAUUCUGAACGCCGAUUUGUGUCGCUCAAAAGUCGUUCGUAUAUUAUAGUCUCAUUGUUUUUCUCCUUUCGCUGAAUUGUCGACAAAUUGUCUUUCUGCCGAAUUCACAAUUGAUCGUCUGCUCUUCAUAUACAUUUACCACUCACUACCUACUUUAAGUUUGCGUUUAUGCAGAUCAUCUAGUCAUCCGAACUUUAUCCAAGUUGAUACAAAAUUAUCUGUCCUCUGCUUGGAUGUCUCUCAUUGCUUCCUUUGUACCUGUCGAGAAACAAUCGGAGAGUCUCGCCGAACAAUCUUUUCUACUCAGUGAACUUAGUUUAGAAAAAUUAUACAUGGUCAAAAACAUUUAUAUACUGGAAAUCAAAUUAUAGUUUGCAUGGAUGUACGUUAUCACCUAAUCUCCCAAUUUUAAGGGAAUUUCUGGGUUUUCCACAAAUUCGUGAAAAGUUUGGUAGUUUCCCCCAGUGUUUCGGGAACAAAUAGAAAGUGUUGUAAGAUUCUGGAGAAACGUUUGGAAAACCCUAACAUUUUGGAAACAAAAUUUUCCCCAAAAUAGAGGUCGAGUAGGUACCCGCUACAUCUCGUAAGUACCGAGAUGUAGAAAAUAGUUAAUGCGUUAUCAGUAAUUUGUCCUAAUUUCAAAUGUCAUACAAACUUACUACAUGUCUAAUUGUACCAGCGUAUCACAUGUAAGUUAAGUCGAUAUAAUACAUAAUAGAUGGUUUAUCAGAAAAUUAUGAUUGCAAUAUGAUUAAUUUCGAAAUCACUGUCACCCUAUUUGUACAUGAACGUUGUUGUUCGGACGCGUAGUAACCGUUCUCUGAGUUAUGAAUUUUGAUGACAGUCAUGGUUGUAGAGUUCCAACUUUUAUAUUAGUGUCACACUUCAUUAUAUUUUUAUUACUAACAACUGACAAAAUAAAGUCGAACCGUACAGUAAUGUUUGCUAACACAAUACUACACCUAGAGGAUAGCAUGUCAUUUCAAAUUAUAAAUUACACUACCUUUCCUCCUUCAAUGACGCUUUUGGAGUUGAUCUCUCAUUUCGCGCCAUAACGUUGGCUUCACGAUCAAGAAUAAAAAAUGCCAGCUUUGUUUCGUAUGCCUCCGUAAAGCCUGCAAUUCUGAAGGGCUCUUCUAGCUUUAGUGCCAAGUAGUCUAAAAUCUCUGACUACCUGGGGUUUUAUAACAAGUUUUAGCCCAUGGAAUUUAUGCCAUUAUUAUCCGGCAAUCGCAACACUAUCGCCCUUUAUAAUGUUAGAUAAUGAUAAAAAUAUUAGCGAACCCACAAAUUUGUUCCUCGUGCUUUUCUGAAGACAUGGAUUCAUGGUCCUCACUUCCUCUGGUUGAGGAAAGAAAGUAUUAACUUAAUGAUCAAAUACUGAGUCUCUAUGGAUUAUUACGCUCAUCAGACUUAGACCGUUACACUCAAGUCUAAAAUUGCUGAUGCCAUGUUAUGCAAAGCAGCGUGUAGUUUCGCGAUUCCAAAACUGGUUUAAAUUGCAAAUAUUACUUAGCUGCGAUCCUACUGUCAACAGCUGCUAACGCGUAAGUUGAAUGCGACUUUCGUUGAACUUAUACAUUGACAGAUAUUACGUACCAACUUUGCAUUCAGUGGUAUUUGUGUGUCCAACGACCUGACACUCGGUUACUGGAUGCAACUUUCUCCAGCCUGCAUUUCAGCAAUAUUACUAUCAACGAAAUUAUGUAGGUACUCUUGUUUCCGUGUCUGUCUCUGCAAAUCAUCAACAGGAUUAUUGUAGCCGGAGAAUUUUCUGAACGAUAUCAUUAAGUUCUUGGCGAUCUGUACGCCGUCUAUAUAAAACACAUGUAUGCUUAUUACCACACUAGUGAAUAACCUCAGUCUUAGUGACCGACCACUCGUCAUCUAGUUGAGCACCAUUUUUCAUGUCCAUAUCCAUCAAGUUAGAAGGAGACAUGGAUAGUUCGUCACUGACAAGCCACUUGAUUGAUAUAUUAAUUACCUAAUUUUGCCUAUUGUACUGACAAUUGCAGACUAGUCUUCAAAUUAAUAAUGUGGGAGUAAGCAAGAUGAAAAUUUAUUAACGCAAAUAUGGGAAAGUCACCUAGGUCAAUGAAAAAUCUACAUUCUAGUAAUCCGUUGUCGUCUUUAUGAGUAAGUAUUCUAGGUUUAUUGUGGACCUGCUUUCAUAUAGAAACAGUUAUUCUAGUGUAUAUAAGCGGAGAUUUGUCAACCUCUUCUUCGUUGAUGAAGAUGUUUCAGAUUAAUUUUGGAGUCUAUAGACUAAAACUAACGUCCAUAUGUAUAAGGCUUCCAUAAUGUUAAGGUUUGUUUUCCGCGGUUUUUAUUACUAUAAUGUAACAGUUACAAAUGUCAGUACCAUUAUUUUAUUUUCCAGUGUAAUCAUGGAGUCCUUGAAAAUGAAUGAUGGUCGUUCUAUUCCAGUCAUUGGUCUCGGGACAUGGAAUAGUCCACCAGGUGAAGUUGGAGCGGCCGUGAAAAAAGCUCUAGAGGUCGGUUAUCGACAUGUGGACUGUGCUCACGUCUACAGAAAUGAAGCAGAAAUAGGUGAAGCACUAGAAGGUGCAUUAAAGAGUCUAAAAUUAAAAAGAGACGAUGUUUUUGUUACUUCAAAGCUGUGGAAUACUUUCUUCCGCCCUGAGCAUGUCAGGAAAGCCUGUGAAGAAACUUUGAAGAAUUUGCGUCUCACAUAUCUUGAUUUGUAUUUAAUUCACUGGCCUGUCCCAUUCCAAUAUGGUGGACCUCUUUUUCCCACAGAUUCGAACGGAAAUUUCUGUUUGGAUGAAGUACCACAUGAAGAAACUUGGAAGGAAAUGGAAAAACUGGUUGAUGAUGGCUUAGUCAGAUCUAUUGGUUUAUCAAAUUUCAACAAACGUCAGAUUGAAAAUAUUCUUAAACACUGUCGUAUUAAACCAUCCAAUUUACAAAUUGAAAUUCAUGCUAAUUUUCCUAACACACAAUUAGUUGAAUAUGCACAGUCGAUUGGUUUAACUGUAACUGCUUAUGCUCCGCUUGGUUCACCUGCUGCUUCACCAGGAAGAGUUGAUUUACUCACGGAACCUUGGGUUUUACAAAUUGCUAAACAUCACGGUAAAACACCGGCCCAAGUUCUCUUGCGUUAUUUAAUUCAAAGGAACUUGAUAGUGGUCCCAAAGUCCGUAACACUAAAACGAAUUGAAGAAAACUUUCAUGUAUUUGAUUUCCAACUUUCAAAAGAAGAAAUGCAUGAAUUAAAUACGAAAGGUUUAAAUGAACGCCAAUUCGUAAUGUUGAAAAUGGCCUCUCAUUCGGAAUAUCCAUUCAAAGACGCUUAUUGAAUAUUCAAUGAAUGGAACAUGAUUGAACUGUAAGGUUUAAUCUCAUUAUGCUUUUAAAAAAUUGUCUCAGUUGUGCUAAUUUUCAUCAUUAAAUAAAAUCUGAUUCGAUUC